Molecule: messenger RNA, 1967 nt
Organism: Habropoda laboriosa
Lineage: Eukaryota; Metazoa; Arthropoda; Insecta; Hymenoptera; Apidae
Exons: 13
Coding region: 36-1967 (643 amino acids)
Source: RefSeq, a predicted model, not a curated record
ACCUUUCCUUCCGUUUAUUUAGUCUGUGUGGUUGGAUGUAUUUGGAGAAAUGUGCGAUACAGUCAAACUGGAUGCUGGGAUCGUACUUUCCAUGCCGAAGAAGACGCGUUUGUCGCUCGGCGACAAUGUUGAUACUGUUACUUUUAUCUCUGGGUGACGCACCCUUCGUAAACUGUUCCUGCGAGUUCCCAGCCGGUUGGACUGGAGAAUGGUACCAGUAUGAAAAACUAGUGUCGAUUAGCGUAAAUGCGACUGUUCUGGGUGAAAGGACGUGUGUAGAACGAUCCGAGCAGUCAUACAUCAUUUACGGUGACAAUUGCUAUCACUGUAUAAUAGUUAACGAUCGACACGAGAAUGUGAUUCAAUUCCGCGAAGGAUGGUGCUACACGAAACGAACUACUUUGGAUGACAUGUGCUCGAACAUCAAGUCCGACGACACAUUGUUUUCCAUGUUUCGUGUAAACUCCAAGGCAAUACCGUGCCCUUUCAGUGGACCGUCAUUUACGUUUACCUACGACAAGGGUUACGGUGAAUGCUCUAUGCCUAUUAGCCUCGCGGAGAAAUGUACCGACGAGAGUAAAUUACUUCUCAAGUAUCAAGCUUGUCCGGAUGUGAAACGAAGCGAGAGUAACACGGAAGAGUUGGAAUGCCUGGCUGUAUGGAACGAUGGUCGUAACAAGUAUCUGAUUGGAACGUUAAAGGGAAGAAGCGUUUCGGGUGCGGAGAAAAUGUAUAGAUGUUUUUUGUACGAAGAAAAGACGCAUCAUCAGGGAAAAAUGGUUUAUUUACUUGCUCAAUCUGGCGAACCAAACUGUAACGGCCUAACUACAGUCUCCGAGGGAUCCCCGAUGAUCAAGCUUACGAAAGUCGACAAAGAACACAAUAGAUGCAAGUAUCCUUCGUGGAUCACCGAACAUCACGACUGGCAUUCCUUAGAUGGUACUAAAGUUUAUCAUUUUACAAACAAAAAUGCAACGCUGAAAGUAAGGGCACAAAAUGCCGAUGGGGAUACGUUUCACGAAGAGAAGGUCGUCUGCCAUAAUUUAGAAAAAUGGCCACCAACGGAAAGUACGCAGGGGUACAAAGUAAAGUUGAUCGCUCAUGUUACUAGCGGAUGCGACAUUGGCUACGUUUGCAUGAUAUUUCACAAAAGGGAUCACCAUGUUAUAGAGUUACAGCAAUCGAGUGAGAAAGCUAUAAUGCCAGACGAGGCGUGUUCCCUCGCAGAUACAUCUACAAUGGCAUAUACCACCUUAAUAAGCUCAUCGUUGCGUCAGAGAAAGUGUCCGAAUCCCGGACGAUACACGAUCUUCGGAUUUGCUCGAUUCCAUUUACCUGGUACAUCGUUUCGUCGCCAACGUCGUAGCGAGAAGCGCUCUUCUAGAAUCACUAAGAGGAGAACUUGGCACGAAGAUGUGCCGCAAAAGGAGUCGCACGAGCAACAGCGGCAGCACCAGCAGCAGCAACAUCAUCAUCAUCAUCAUCACCAUCAACGUGGCGGGGAACAGCAGGAAGGAGAACAGCAGCACGGAGACGACUGUAAAAGUGGCAGUGUUGAAAUAGGCUGUGCCUCGACAGAUCAGAGUGAAAUCGUGAUUGGAAAAACGUGCGACAACGAUGAGACAACGUAUUACUGUCAUGGCAGUUGGGAAGAAAAAGGUACUUGGUACACGAUAGUGUCGCUGAAAACCAAUCAAGUUUCCUCGAACUUGGGACAAACCUAUUGCUUUUCUAUGCGGCCUAGCGAUAAUAAGGGAAAAGCAUCCGUGACGGGAAAAACGAGUCGUAGCAAAGUUCCGGAACAAGAACUUUGGUUAACGAAAUUGGAUCGUGUUUGUCGAAGGGAGGAAACCGAGGACGAACGGUUGUGCACGCUUGCCACUCAAGGAGUUUGCCAAGAAGUAACAAAGGCGGUUUUGAUCGCAACGAUGGGAAAUUGUGUCGCGUACAUACUUUCGCUAAGAUGA